Molecule: messenger RNA, 12181 nt
Organism: Maniola jurtina (meadow brown)
Lineage: Eukaryota; Metazoa; Arthropoda; Insecta; Lepidoptera; Nymphalidae
Gene: Dnah3
Product: dynein axonemal heavy chain 3
Exons: 68
Coding region: 121-11556 (3811 amino acids)
Biological process (GO): microtubule-based movement
Cellular component (GO): dynein complex
Molecular function (GO): minus-end-directed microtubule motor activity; dynein intermediate chain binding; ATP hydrolysis activity
Source: RefSeq, a predicted model, not a curated record
UACCGGCGCGCCGCGGCGCGCGUGGAGCGGCAGACGGCGGGCGUGCGGCGGCGCCUGGCGAGCCUCGCCUACCACGCCUGCGUGCGCCGGAGCGAGGCCGACAUAAGGGACUUCUUCCUUAUGGCCAUGAGAAGGUGUCUGCUCGCCUACAUUCUGGAGGACCCGGAGGAGACGCGGCGCCUGCGCAUCGCGUUCCUGCCGCCGCUGUGGCCGGCGCUGUGCGUGCGCGCGCCCGUGCCGUGGCACGCCGCCGCCGUGCGCGCGCGCCACGCGCUCGCCUACCGCCACUACCAGGGCAACCCCAUCCUGCUGGAGCUGCGGCGACUGUGGCAGGAGAGAUACCAAAACAUGUACAUCUGCGACAUGAACAAGAUGCAGGAAGCCGAGCCCUUCCCGCACUACCCGAGCGACUUCACCGAGCGGCUCGGCGAGCUGUGCGCGGCGACGCGCGCCGAGCUGCUCGACAACUGGCUCGUGGACGCGGCCGACACCAUGGUCAAGAUGAGGAAACACUGGGCCUGCUACGUCGCCAGGAAAAAAAAAGAGUCCACCUUUCAGGUUGAGAAAUUUUUUAGCUGCGUGCACGCGCUCAUGUCGCGCCAGCUGCGCGACCUGGUCGAGAGGAGCGUACGUCACUUUGCGGAGUACUUCUCCUACUAUUCGGAAGGUAACGACUUCGGCGAGGAGUACAGAGACUACCUGUUCAUCAAGCGGCCGCUGCUGCGCAUCAAGGUGGUGGGGCAGCGCGGCUCCACCGGCCUCAGCUUCGAGCCGGCGCUGGACAGCAUGCGCGUGCUGAUCGUCAAGUGGCUGCACACCAUCAUCGGCGUCAACCAGCACUUGCCCAGCGUCGACGCCAUCAUGUAUCCAGGUGUGCAGCGCCCUAAGCCGUACUUGUCGGCGGUGUUCCCGGACGAGCAGGACAUGGUGGGCGUCGUCGAGCGCUGCGUCGAGCACUUCCGCGCCAACCGGCCCGGCCCCGCCAGCUUCCUCGCCGUGUACCGCCCCUACCACUACGUGCUGGACGGCGGCGCGCACCGCGACCUGCUCGCCUUCUUCGCUUCCGAACCUCCACCGUACUUAAAGGACUUCUCGGCUCGCAUCCGCGCGUACAUGGAGCUGCGCGACGAGAUCGCGUUCCUGCGGCGCGACAUUCCGCUCAACAUGCUGAUGCUGGACUGCGCGCCGCUCAACGACGUGCUGUGGGGCGAGGUGGACGCGCUGCGGCUGCACAUCGUGGACCACUUCGUCGCCGUCAACAGGAAGUGGAACAGAGCGAUCUGUGACGUGUACGAGGAGAUGGCGGCGCGCACGUCGGAGAGCCCCGAAUCCACGGCGCAGCUGGUGGAGCUGCUGGGCUACAUCCAGGACUGCCGCGACUGCGCCAUGUUCGACUUGCGCGAGAAGGCGCGCACCGCGGCCGAGCACGUGCUCUUCCUAAUGGAGCACGCGCACCUCUCCUUCGAAGACGUCAACUUGAACACGCGCGUGUUCCUCUGGCCGCUCGACAUGGAGGAGACAAUAGACCUCACGAUCAAAACUCUCAACACCAAGAAGUCGAUGGCGGAAGACAAGCUGAAAAGCAGAAAGGCCAUCUACGAGGAGAAGCUGAAGAAGCACGAGAAGGAGUUGGAGCAGUUCCGGCGCUUCGACCCGCCGCUGCUGAACCUGGACCUGCUUCGGGAGGUCGUCGCCAAAGUUGACGAAAUCUUUCAUAAUUUGACGGACGACAAGCGCGAAGCCGACGAGAUCAACAACGAAGAGCAGCUACUGGAGCAGGAGGUGUCGCUGUACUUCGGCAUGAGCGCCAUGCUGGCCAGCGUCGAGCCCUUCCACAAGCUGUGGCACACCGCCUUCCAGUUCUACGACGGCUACGAGAGAUGGUACCACGGGCCGUUCCUGGGGCUGGAGGCGGAGCAGAUCGCCGAGGACGUGGAGGCGUGGUGGAAGCUGCUGUACAAGCUGGGCAAGCAGCUGCUGGAGUACCCCGGCGCCAAGCGCAUCGCGGACAUGGUGCGCAACAAGCUGGAGAAGUUCAAGCUGCUGCUGCCCGUGCUCACCGCCAUCUGCAACAAGGGCAUGCGCGACCGCCACUGGGCCAAGAUCAGCGAGCUGGUGGGCGCGGAGGUGGUGCACGGGCCGGAGUCCACGCUGGCCGACAUGGUGGAGCAGGGCGUGCACGUGUUCGCGGCGCAGCUGGAGGAGAUCGAGCAGUACGCGUCCAAGGAGUACGCGCUCGAGAAGGCGCUCAACAAGAUGAAGGAGGAAUGGAUCGGGGUCAAGUUCGAGGUCGUGCCCUACAGGGACACCGGCGUGGGCAUCCUGGCGGGGCUGGACGACAUCCAGCAGCAGCUGGACGACCACAUCCUCAAGGCGCAGACGAUGCGCGGCUCGCCCUACGUCAAGGCGUUCGAGGACGACAUGGUCGCCUGGGAGGAGAAGCUCAUCAGCAUGCAGGACAUCCUCGACCAGUGGCUGCAGUGCCAAGCCACGUGGAUGUACCUGGAGCCGAUCUUCUCUUCGGAGGACAUCAUGCGGCAGAUGCCCACCGAGGCGCGCAGCUUCCGCGACGUGGACAAGGAGUGGCGCGCCGUCAUGCUCGCCACGCACAAGCAGCCCCUGGUGCUGCUGGCCACCGACUUCCCCGGGUUGCUGAAGAAGUUGCGAUUCAAUAACGCGUUAUUGGAUGAUAUUCAACGAGGCUUAAACGAUUAUUUGGAGAAGAAGAGGCUAUUCUUCCCCAGAUUCUUUUUCCUAUCAAACGACGAAUUGCUGGAGAUUUUAUCGGAGACAAAAGACCCGAUGCGUGUGCAACCUCACCUCAAGAAGUGCUUCGAGGGAAUCUACACGCUGGAGUUCAACGCGGCCAAGGAGAUCGUCGGCAUGGCCUCGGCGGAAGGGGAGGUGGUGGCGCUGUCCUCGUCCAUACAGCCCGCCGACGCCAAGGGCAUGGUGGAGCGUUGGCUGCAGCAGCUGGAGCAGCAGAUGGUGACCAGCUUGCGCGACGUGGCGUCCGAGUCCAUCAACGCGUACGCGGUGAGCGCGCGCGAGGAGUGGGUGCUGAGCUGGCCGGGCCAGAUCGUGCAGGCCGGCUCCUGCGUGCAGUACACCACGGAGGCACUAGAAGCGAUCCAGAACAGGAGUCUUCCGGAGCUGAUCGCGAAGAGUACGCGUCAGAUCAACGGCUUGGUGUACCUGGUGCAAGGAGAGCUGGAGCCCGGCAACCGCAUCACGGUGGAAGCGCUCAUUGUCAUCGACGUGCACGGCCGCUCGAUCCUGGAAGAAAUGGAGAAUAAGAAAGUCCACGAGAUCUCAGAUUUCAACUGGAUAUCGCAGCUGCGCUACUACUGGCGCGGCGACCGCAUCGUGUGCUCCAUGAUCAGCACGGACGUGGACUACGGCUUCGAGUACCUCGGCAACACGGGCCGCCUGGUCGCCACGCCGCUCACCGACAGAUGUUACAGGACAUUAAUGAGUGCGCUGAAGCUGAACCUGGGCGGCGCGCCCGAGGGCCCGGCCGGCACGGGCAAGACGGAGACCACGAAGGACCUGGCCAAGGCCGUCGCCAAGAAGUGCGUCGUCUUCAACUGUUCCGACGGCCUGGACUACAAGGCGCUCGGAAAGUUCUUCAAGGGGCUGGCGCAGUCGGGCGCGUGGGCGUGCUUCGACGAGUUCAACCGCAUCGAGCUGGAGGUGCUGUCGGUGGUGGCGCAGCAGAUCCUGUCCAUCCAGCUCGCCAUCCUGCGCCAGGAGAAGCGCUUCGUCUUCGAGGGCACGGAGAUCAGCCUCAACCCCACCUGCUCCGUCUUCAUCACUAUGAACCCUGGCUACGCGGGGCGCACGGAGCUGCCGGACAACCUGAAGGUGCUGUUCCGCACCGUGGCCAUGAUGGUGCCGGACUACGCCAUGAUCGGCGAGAUCACGCUCUACUCCAACGGCUUCGUCACCGCGGGCCCACUGGCCCGCAAAAUAGUGCAAGCCUACAAGCUGUGCUCGGAGCAGCUGUCGUCGCAGAACCACUACGACUACGGCAUGCGCGCCGUCAAGUCCGUGCUGCUGGCGGCGGGCGCGCUCAAGAAGAGCUACCCCGAGCGCGACGAGGCGCAGCUCGUGCUGCGCGCCAUCAUCGACGUCAACAUGCCCAAGUUCCUGUCGCAGGACGUGCCGCUGUUCACGGGGAUCUACUCGGACCUGUUCCCCGGCGUGCAGGUGCCGCAGCCCGACCGCGCCGAGCUGCUGCAGUGCGUCCAAAAGGAGCUGGAGAAGCGCAACCUGCAGAACACCGACUGGUACCUCGAGAAGAUCAUUCAGAUAUACGAAAUGAUGCUCGUCCGACACGGGUUCAUGAUCGUGGGCCCGCCCAUGGGCGGCAAGACGCAGGCCUACCAGAGCCUGGCGGACGCGCUGCGCGCGCUGCAGCUGCUGAGGCCGCCGCCGCGCCACAAGGAGUUCGGCGCCGUCUACCGCAUCCUCAACCCCAAGGCCAUCACCAUGGGGCAGCUGUACGGAUGCUUCGAUCCCGCGUCGCAUGAAUGGUCGGACGGAGUACUGGCCGUGGCGUUCCGCGAGUACGCGACGGCGGCGACGCGCGACCGCAAGUGGAUCGUGUUCGACGGGCCCGUGGACGCCGUGUGGAUCGAGAACAUGAACACCGUGCUGGACGACAACAAGAAGCUGUGCCUCAUGAGCGGCGAGAUCAUACAGAUGACGAACAAAAUGAACCUUAUCUUCGAGCCGGCCGAUCUAGAAUUCGCUUCCCCGGCGACCGUGUCGCGCUGCGGCAUGAUCUACAUGGAGCCGGAGCAAUUAGGUUGGCGCGCCUUCCUGGCGUCGUACAACACUCAGCUCAGCAAGAAGCUGAUCCCCGAGCAGUUCGAGCUGGUGCAGGAGCUGCUGGGCUGGCUCGCGGCGCCCAUCUUCGAGCACCUGGGCAAGUGUCGCCACUUCGUGCGCGUCGGGGAGAUACAUCAGUUUCAUUCGUUCACGCGUCUGUUCACGUGCCUGCUGGAGGGGGAGGCGCAGGUCAGCACGCUGUGGCUGCAGUGCACGUUUGUGUUCGCGCUGCUUUGGGGCCUGUGCGCCACCAUUGACGGUGACAGUCGCAAAGGCUUCGACACGUUCUACCGCAAACUUCUCGACGGAAGCAACGCCAACCAUCCCAAGCCCAAGUCGUUCAAACUGACCAAGAACCAACUGUUCCCAGACAAGGACACCGUGUUCGACUACGUGUACGACAAGAGGAAUAACGGCUCGUGGAUAGCUUGGGUCGAGUUGGAGAAGGAAGUUCCUUUGCCUUCUAAUGCUAAGGUAAACGAGUUAAUCAUCCUGACAAACGAGAACGCGUGCCUGCGCUACUUCGUCAGCAAGAUGGUGAAGUCCAAGAUCCCCAUUCUGCUGGUGGGCCCCACGGGCACGGGCAAGUCGUCGCUCGUGCUCGACUUCCUGCUCUCCCUGCCCAAGGAGAAGUACAUCACUAACACCAUCAAUUUUUCCGCCAGGACUACUGCGAACCAGACGCAAGACAUAAUCAUGUCAAAAGUCGAUAGGAGGAGGAAAGGAGUAUUCGGACCUUCGAUGGGGAAAAAAUGCGUCCUGUUCGUGGACGACCUGAGCAUGCCGCAGAAGGAGCAGUGGGGCGCGCAGCCGCCGCUGGAGCUGCUGCGGCAGUGGCUCGACCACGGCCACUGGUACGACCUCAGGGAGAUGGUGCGCCAGGAAGUCGUCGACGUGCUAUUGGUGUCGGCGAUGCUGCCGCCGGGCGGCGGCUCCAACGUGAUCUCGUCGCGGCUGACGCGCCACACGCUGCUCGUCACGCUGGACUCCUUCGAGGACAACACGCUCAACAAGAUCUUCGUCAGCAUCAUGGACUGGCACUUCGCUAAGGGCUUCGCGGACACGCUCGCCAGACAGAGCAAGGCGGUGGUGGCGGCCACGAUGGAGGUGUACAAGGCGGUGACGCUGCAGUUCCUGCCCACGCCCAGCAAGUGCCACUACCUGUUCAACCUGCGCGACUUCGCGCGCGUCGUGCGCGGCGUGCUGCUGGUGCCCGCCUCGCACAUGAAGGAGCUCAGCAAGCUGGUGCUGCUGUGGAUCCACGAGACCUACCGCGUCUUCUACGACCGGCUCGUCGACGACGCCGACCGGUUGAAGCUGUUCGACGUGAUCAACAAGGCGGUGUACGCCAACUACCGCGUGCACAUGGACCAGGUGCUGACGGAGCUGGGCUACGUGCCGGAGGGAGAGAAGCUCGCCAGCCGCCACGCCGCCAACAUCUUCUUCGGCAACUACAUGGAGCCGGAUGCCGACCCCAAGAUUUACGAUCAGGUGCUGGAUCUCGACGACAUGGCGGUGAAGAUGGAGUACUACCUGGAGGAGUACAACGUGGUGUCCUCGUCGCCCAUGGCGCUCGUCAUGUUCCGCUACGCCCUCGACCACAUCUCUCGCUGCACCCGUGUUCUGCUACAAGAUAACGGUAACCUAUUACUGGUCGGCGUCGGCGGCAGCGGGCGGAGCAGCGCAGUCAGGCUCGCUGCCAGCAUCCUGGAGAUGAAUGUUGUACAGAUCGAGAUAUCCCGCGUGUACGGCCAGAACGAGUGGCGCGACGACAUCAGGAAGUUGCUGAUGAAAGCUGGCAUCAUCGGGAAACCAUUGGUCUUCCUUUUCGCUGACAAUCAGAUCAUGUACGAGGGCAUGGUGGAAGAUAUCAACAUGUUGCUGAACACGGGCGACAUUCCCAAUCUGUACGGAAUGGACGAGAAGGUGGAGAUCCUCGACAAGAUGCAAGCUGCCGUCAGGGAGGCUGGCAGGAAGAUGGAGACGACGCCGUUGGCGAUGUUCGGGUUCUACGUGGAGCGCGUGAAGGCGAACCUGCGCAUCGUGCUGGCCAUGUCGCCCAUCGGAGACUCGUUCCGCAACCGCCUGCGCAUGUUCCCCUCGCUCAUCAACUGCUGCACCAUCGACUGGUUCACCGCGUGGCCGCCGGAGGCGCUGGAGCGCGUCGCGUCCAUGUUCAUCGCCAGGAUGCCGAGCGUGGACGCGGAGCUGCGCGACUGCUGCGUGGAGAUGUGCCAGCUGUUCCACACUAGCGUCGUGCAGCUCAGCGACAGAUUUUAUUCGGAGCAAAAACGGAAGGUGUACGUCACACCGACGAGCUACUUGGAGCUCAUAAAGGCAUUCCAGAACUUGUACACUUUGAAAGUGGACCAGAUUACUAAAUCUAGAAAUCGAUACGAGACAGGUCUAGAGCAGCUGGACUUCGCGGCCGGCCAGGUGGCCGUCAUGCAGCAGAACCUCAUCGACCUGCAGCCGCUGCUGGUGGACACCUCCGACAAGACUGAGAAGCUGAUGAUCAAGAUCGAGCAGGACACUGUGGUGGUGGAGAAACAAAAAGAGAUAGUGGGCGCGGACGAGGCGCUGGCGAACGAGGCGGCGGCGGCGGCGCAGGCCAUCAAGGACGACUGCGAGUCGGACCUGGCGGAGGCGGUGCCCGCGCUGCAGGCGGCGCUGGACGCGCUGGACACGCUCAAGCCGGCCGACAUCACGCUCGUCAAGUCCAUGAAGAACCCGCCCGCCGGCGUCAAGCUCGUCAUGGAGGCCGUCUGCGUCAUGAAGGGCAUCAAGGGCGACCGCAAGAUGGACGCUACCGGGAAACCAUUCGAAGACUACUGGGGACCCUCGCAGAAGAUGCUCGGCGACAUGAAGUUCUUGGAGAGCCUUAGGAAUUACGACAAGGACAAUAUACCUCCCGCUAUCAUGAAGAAGAUUAGAGACAAGUACAUCCCGGACCGCGAGUUCGACCCGGCAGUGAUCGCCAAGGUGUCGUCGGCGUGCGAGGGGCUGUGCAAGUGGGUGCGCGCCAUGGACGUGUACGACCGAGUCAUCAAGGUCGUAGCGCCUAAGAAGGCAGCCUUGGCGGAAGCCGAAGGAGAGUUGCAAAUGCAGAUGAAUACGUUGAAUGAAAAGAGAGCUCAAUUGCAAGGAGUACUCGACAAAUUGCAGGCCCUUAACGACGAGUUCGCAGGAAUGACCCGCAAGAAGAAAGGCUUGGAAGACGAGAUCGAGCUGUGCUCUACCAAGCUGUCCCGAGCCGAGCAGCUGAUCGGAGGGCUCGGCGGCGAGAGGGCGCGCUGGACCGACUUGGCGCGCCAGCUGCAGGAGCUACUGUCGAAUAUUAUCGGCGACGUGCUGUUGUCGGCGGGGUUCAUCGCGUACCUCGGCCCCUACACCGUGGGCUACAGGCGCGAGCUGGUGGCCGCGUGGAACCGCCGCGCGAAGGAGCUGAAUAUCCCCAGCUCGGACGUGUACUCGCUGGUGACGACGCUCGGCGAGCCCGUCGUGGUGCGCGCGUGGAACAUCGCGGGGCUGCCGGUUGACACCUUCUCCGUCGAGAACGGCAUCAUCGUGGAGAAGUCGCGGCGCUGGCCGCUCAUGAUCGACCCUCAAGAUCAGGCCAACAAAUGGGUGAAGAACAUGGAGCGCGAGAACCAGCUGAAGGUGAUGAAGCUGACGGACGCCAACUACGUGCGCGUGCUGGAGAACGCGAUUCAGCUGGGCUUCCCCGUCAUCCUCGAGAACAUCCGCGAGCAGCUGGAUGCCGUCCUCGAACCGGUUCUGCUGAGGAAUAUCUUCAGGUCUGGUGGCGUGGACUGCUUGAAGUUGGGCGACAACGUCCUGGAGUACAAUCACAAUUUCCGCUUCUACAUCAGCACUCGGCUCAGCAACCCGCAUUACUUGCCGGAAAUCGCUGUCAAGGUGACCUUGCUGAACUUCAUGAUAACGCCGCAAGGCCUGCAGGACCAGCUGCUGGGCAUCGUGGUGGCGCAGGAGCGGCCCGAGCUGGAGCUCAAGAAGAACCAGCUCAUCGUGGAGGGCGCCAACAACAAGAGGACGCUCAAGGAAAUCGAGGAUAAGAUUUUGGAGGUCCUAUCUUCAGCCGGAAACAUCCUGGAGGACGAGUCCGCAAACCAGAUUCUGUCGUCCUCGAAGACCCUCUCGCUAGAGAUCGAGGCCAAGCAAGCCGCCGCCGCCGUCACCGAGCAGGAGAUCGACGAAGCUCGCUCGCUGUACGUGCCCGUGUCCAAGCACUCCUCGGUGCUGUUCUUCUGUAUAUCGGAUUUGGCCAACAUCGAUCCGAUGUAUCAGUACUCUUUGAAUUGGUUCAUUAACUUAUACAACCAAGCGAUCCUGAACUCGCCGAAGAGCGAUGUCCUCGACACGAGGCUGGAGGGACUCAACGCGUACUUCACUCGCAGCGUAUACGAGAACGUCUGCCGCAGCUUGUUCGAGAAGGACAAACUCAUCUUCUCACUCGUUCUCACUCUCGGCAUACUUCGAGCUAGGGGCAACUUGGACGACGAGCAAGUGGCGUUCCUGCUGACGGGCGGCGUGGCGCUGGAGAACCCCCACGAGAACCCCGCGCCCGCCUGGCUCUCCGACAAGUGCUGGUCGGAGAUCGUGCGCAGCAGCAAUUUGAACGGGCUCCACGGUUUCAAGGAGAACGUGGAAGGGAACAUCGCGGCGUGGAAGCAGUUGUACGACCUGGCCGCGCCGCACGAGAGCGCGCUGCCCGAACCGUACGCUGACAUUAGAGGCAUCGCAAAACUGAUUAUCUUCAGGUGCGUCCGGCCCGACAAGCUGAUUCCCCUGGUGCAGCAGUACGUGGUGGAGGAGAUGGGCCGCGCGUACGUGGAGCCGCCGCCCUUCGACCUGGAGAAGUCGUACAACGACAGCAACUGCUGCUCGCCGCUCAUCUUCAUCCUGUCGCCCGGCGCGGACCCCAUGUCGGGGCUCGUCAAGUUCUCCUCGGAGCGCAAGGUGCUCAGCUUCGAGACCAUCUCCCUCGGCCAGGGGCAGUUGUAUAUGUCCACCCAGGGUCCAAUAGCGGCCAACAUGAUCCAGCAAGCGAUCGCGACGGGCGGCUGGGUGGUGCUGCAGAACUGCCACGUGAUGGAGUCGUGGAUGGGCGAGCUGGAGCGCAUCUGCGCGGAGGUGAUGCUGCCGCAGCUGACGCACGCCAGCUUCCGCUGCUGGCUCACCUCCUACCCCAGCAAGGCCUUCCCCGUCACCGUGCUGCAGAACGGCGUAAAAAUGACAAACGAAGCGCCCAAAGGUCUAAAGAACAACAUCUACCGCUCGUACACGUCGGACCCCAUCAGCGACCCCGAGUUCUACAUCUCGUGCCCGCGCACGGAGGAGUGGCGGCGGCUGCUGUUCGCGCUGUGCUUCUUCCACGCGAUAGUGCAGGAGCGCAGGGCGUUCGGGCCUCUGGGCUGGAACAUACAGUACGAGUUCAACGAGAGCGAUCUGAGGAUUUGCAUCAUGCAGUUGCAGAUGUUCCUCACGGAGUACUCGGAGACGCCGUUCGACGCGCUCAACUACCUGGCGGGCGAGUGCAACUACGGCGGCCGCGUCACCGACGACAAGGACCGCAGGCUCAUACUGUCUCUGCUCUCCAUCUUCUAUAACGAUCACGUUACUACUGAUCCUAACUACUCGUUCUCGGCGAGCGGCGACUACCGCAUCCCGGCGUCGAUGGAGUACGGCGCGGUGCUGGAGCACGUGCGCGCGCUGCCGACCGCCGCCAAGCCGGAGGUGUUCGGGCUGCACGACAACGCGGACAUCACCAAGGAUAACAAGGAGACCGCGGCGCUGCUGUUCGGCUGCCUGCUGACGCAGACGAGCAUCGUGUCGCGCGGCGGCGGCGAGGGCGCGGAGGGCGGCGGCGUGGUGGAGCUGACGCGCGACAUGAUGGCGCGCCUGCCGCGCGCCUACGACGUGGCGGCCGUGAGUCUGCAGUACCCCGUGCAGUACUACAACAGCAUGAACACCGUGCUCAAGCAGGAGCUGAUCCGCUACAACCGCCUGCUGGGCGUGGUGGCGCGCACGCUGCGCGGCGUGCACCUGGCGGCGCAGGGGCUGGCCAUCAUGAGCUCGGAGCUGGAAGGCUGCAACGACGCCUUCGUCAAGGGCAUCGUGCCGCCCGCGUGGAUGGCCAAGUCCUAUCCCUCCAUGAAGCCUUUGGGAUCCUACGUUGCGGACUUGUUGGCGAGGUUGAAAUUCCUGCAAGACUGGAUAGACGAAGGGCCCCCGCUAGUGUUCUGGAUCUCCGGGUUCUACUUCACGCAGUCGUUCCUGACGGGCGUGCUGCAGAACCACUCGCGCCACAACACCAUCCCCAUUGACCAGCUCCACUUCGAGUUCACCGUCACCGCCGCGGAGGCGGAGUGCGACGAGGAACCGGCGUUUGGGGUUUAUUGUAAGGGCCUGUUCCUAGAGGGCGCACGCUGGAACCGUGACACCAUGCAGCUGGACGAGUCCUACCCCAAGAUCCUCUUCGACACUAUACCCAUCAUCUGGUUCCGACCCGCACUCAUAGCCGCCUUCGAUCCGCCACCCAGCUACUUCUGUCCAAUAUACAAAACUAGUGAAAGGAAGGGUGUGCUGGCUACUACGGGGCACUCCAGCAACUUCGUCAUGUACAUCACGUUGCGGUCUGAUACGGCACAGAAGCAUUGGAUCAACCGAGGAGUGGCCAGUUUGACUCAGCUCGAUGACUAGACAUUAUUUUAGAUACUAUAGUUAUUUAUUGUCAAUGUGAUUAGAGUUAAUUUAUCGAUAGACUUUAAUUGAUAGUAUUUUAUGUAGUUCUAAACAUGUAUUGGUCCAGAGCCACUUGAUAUAAUAAUAUUUCAUAAAUAUGCAAAAGGCUGCCUAUCUGCUAGCUUUUUAUGGCUCAUCCACUCAACCAAUUUUGAUGAAAUUUAGUACAAAGUUAGUGUUUACACCAUAUGGGGACAAAAUACAGGCUAAUUUUGUCUGGAAAAUCAGAGUUCCCUGGUAUUAAAAAAAAAAAUUCAAUGUGUAUGAAGUUGCAGACAGCAUCUAUUUAGUACAGAGACAGCUUGCAUCCUGGACAAAGACCUGUGCUACUUUUUGUCUUGAAAAAACAGUUUCCUCAGGAUUUAAAAAACUUAAAUAAUGUUGGCACAAAAUACUGGGCCAAUGUGCACUAGGACUUGAAAGCUAGAUCCCACAAUGCUAGGAUGAUUUGAUGCUAGAUGAUAAAUUAGUUGAAAAAAAAAAACAAGUUUUUGCAUGUUUUAGAUUUUAAAGGUGUCUGGCAUAAUAAUAUUCUGUGAUCUAUUUCUAGUCAAUUUUGAAUAAAGAGAUACCUAUUCUUGGA